AAACAACAUCAUGAGUCUAUCCGCUGCUCAGCAAGGAGGUGCCCCGACAUGGAGAGAGGCCAGAAUGGAGAUGGCCAAAAGACUAAAGGACGACGAGAAGCUCCACUUGUUUGACGGAAUCCUCUACCCUGUGGUGCUCUGCCCGGCCGAAAACAUCGAGGCCCUUAGGACCCUGAAGGCUAGACCAGACGAUUUGGUUCUGCUUUCCUUCCCAAAGUGCGGAUUCAACUGGACGGUGUCUCUCUUACGGAAAAUGCUGGUUGCAGCAAAAGGGAAGAGUUUCUCAUCAGAGAUGCCUCCACAGCUUGACUUCUGUUCGCCAGAGAUGCAGAGGACAAUAGAACAAGAGCCGUCGCCAAGGUUACUGGGCACUCAUUGUCACAUGGGGAGACUGCCUCUUCUGUCCCAGUCCAUCAGAGACAACAAGACAAAGAUGCUAAUGAUGUUCAGGAACCCAAAAGACACGGCUGUCUCCUACUUCCACUUCAUGAACAGUAACCCAGCUCUUCCCAGCGCCGCGUGGAACUCGUUCUUCUCAGACUUCAUUACUGGGAACGUAACAUUUGGGUCCUACCUGGAUCAUAUUGAAGCCUGCUCCAAACUGGUCGAUGAACCCAAUGUGAUGACAGUUAUUUAUGAGGACCUAAAGGAGGACUUGACUGGAAAUCUCCGGCGGAUCGCCCGAUUCCUGGACGUCCCCCUGACGGAGGAGCAGGUCCAGGCCAUCUCAGCCGAGAGCACCUUCAGUGCCAUGAAGGAGAACGCUGUCAACACCCACGGCAAAUUUGGCAAUGUCUUAUUCCGGAAAGGUGAGGUGGGUGACUGGAGGAAUCACUUCAGUGAGGCCCAGAGCCAACAGAUGGACGAGGAGUUCAACAAGAGACUAGCAGGAACCAAACUGGGGGCCCUGCUCCAAUACGACACCUACUGCAAGUAGGGAAAGGCAGCAGGGAUCACACUUCAUCUCUGUGGGCCCUGCUCCAAUACGACACCUACUGCAAGUAGGGAAAGGCAGCAGGGCUCACACUUCAUCUCUGUGCUCACAGUGGACCCACCCAACCAAGACCAGAUUAACAUGUGCUGAUUUGAAUGAGAGAUGUGGUGAACAUUAGAAUGUGGACGUCUCUUCUGUUAACUUUAAUAAAGGACAAUCAGUUCCCUGUGUUCAAAAAACAACAUUUUAAACUACCUGCACGUUGGAUGUAUUUUAUGAAUGAAGACAUGUCUGUUGUGUGCAAUAUUAACAAACAUAAAAAAUUCACAAUCUUUCAUA
Messenger RNA from Alosa sapidissima (American shad), 1273 nucleotides. Its product is annotated as sulfotransferase 6B1-like. The coding region runs from base 11 to 937 and encodes 308 amino acids. Lineage: Eukaryota; Metazoa; Chordata; Actinopteri; Clupeiformes; Clupeidae. Gene Ontology annotation, molecular function: sulfotransferase activity. The transcript has 7 exons. Gene Ontology annotation, cellular component: cytoplasm. Gene Ontology annotation, biological process: sulfation. The record is from RefSeq and is a predicted model, not a curated record.